AGUAAGUGACAUGAUAUCAAGCGAUCGACCUCGUGACCAAAGCCAUCCUCUAGGAGAGACAUGUAUAGCGAUGAAUUCACGCACAGCAAGAAUUAUUACGGAAAUAACAAUGCGUCCCCUAAAGAGGGCCAGAUUCAGUGGCGCGGCUCUCGGCGCACCCUCAACGACGACCCCACCGCCGUCGGGGGCGGCCUUCGAAACGGCUGCCCCGGGGGCGGGGGCGACGAAGGGGGGCAGGACGGGGGUGGCGGGCAGCGGGGGGCGGCUGACGGCGCAGCUGCAGCAGCAGGGCCGGACCAGCUGGAGGGGACGGGCUCAAUUGCGGAUGACGCUAUUCACCUCAAGAGACGGGUGGGACUCGUCAGUGGGGUGGCUCUAAUUGUCGGAACGAUGAUAGGAUCCGGAAUUUUCGUUUCCCCGUCUGGACUUCUCGAAAGGACAGGAUCAAUCGGGAUGAGUUUUGUGAUAUGGAUGGCAUGUGGAUUGUUAUCCUUAUUAGGCGCUUUGUCGUACGCCGAGCUGGGCACGAUGAACCCCUCGUCGGGGGCGGAGUACGCCUACUUCAUGGACGCGUUCGGCGCCCCGCCCGCCUUCCUCUUCUCCUGGGCCAGCACCCUAGUGCUCAAGCCCUCCCAGAUGGCCAUCAUCUGUCUGAGCUUCGGCAAGUACGCCGUCGAGGCGUUCGUCACCGAGUGCGAGCCGCCCGAGAUCGUCGUCAAGAUGGUCGCCCUGCUGGCGAUGGUUGUGAUUCUAUACGUCAACUGCUACAGUGUCAAUCUAGCUACGAGUGUACAGAAUGUAUUUACAGCAGCAAAACUUGUGGCAGUUCUCAUUGUGGUGCUCGGCGGUGCUUAUAAGAUGUUUGAAGGACAUACACAACAUUUGAUGGAACCGUUCAAGAAUACGAAAUUCUCGAUAGGCAACAUAGCGACAGCAUUUUAUACUGGACUGUGGGCGUAUGAUGGUUGGAAUAACUUGAAUUACGUUACUGAAGAAAUCAAGAAUCCAUCUAGGAACCUGCCGCGCAGCAUAGUGAUCGGCAUCCCCCUCGUCACCAUCUGCUACGCCCUCAUCAACGUCUCCUACCUCACCGUCAUGUCGCCCAUGGAGAUGACGACCAGCGAGGCGGUGGCCGUGGUGUUCGGCGCACGCGUGCUCGGCCCCAUGGCAUGGCUGAUGCCGCUCUCUGUCACCGUGUCGACUUUCGGCUCCGCCAACGGCACGCUGUUCGCGGCAGGUCGGCUGUGCUUCGCGGCCAGUCGGGAGGGCCACCUGUUGGACAUACUGUCGUACGUGCACAUCAGGCGGUACACGCCCUCGCCGGGGUUGAUUUUUCACUCUAUAAUCGCUGGUGCCAUGGUGAUGUACGGUACGAUCGAUUCUUUAAUCGAUUUCUUCAGUUUUACCGCAUGGAUUUUCUAUGGCGGAGCUAUGUUAGCGUUGAUAGUGAUGCGGCAUACCAAACCAACUUAUCCUAGGCCCUACAAGGUGCCGAUUAUCAUUCCUUAUUUGGUAUUAGUGAUCUCCGUGUACCUGGUGGUAGGACCUAUCAUUGAUAAGCCUACUUUCGAGUACCUUUACGCUAGUUUCUUCAUUCUGGGAGGGAUGGUAUUCUACGUCCCUUUCGUGCAUUACAAAUUGCGUAUUCCAUUUAUGGAUGGCGUGACAGUAUUUCUGCAGAUGCUGCUCGAGGUGGCUCCCACAUCGACUAUGUUGGAGGAAUGAAGAAAAUUUAGUCGAUAGGCUCAACUAGCUAGUUCCAAUAAGCCUCGUUCUCAUGGUUAUGAGUGAUGAAAUCGUGGAAGUAGCCCGGCAAUCGUCACUAAUUUGCCAAAGGAAAGAUAAUUCAACGAGAAGUAUUCAAAUGACAGUGAUAAUUCAACAAAUAAAUAUUGUUUGUCUUGGAUUCUUAACCAUGGUUCGAAUGCACUUAGAAGAAUAAUAAUUAUUAUUGUAAACAUUUACAAUGCAUAUGACUAUAUGAUGCUGUUGUCAUUCCCUUCGUGAAUCGUUGUUGUUAUAAUUCAAUUUGAUAUUUAUUUAUUUUUGAAGCGAAUUUAUAUAUUUUUAUUUAAUUCUCUGGACGAGAUUUGUAAAACGAAGGUACUCUGUAUUUGAUGAAAUCAUAUAAUAGCUGUCGGUAAAACUGCACUUAUCAUGCGAUGGUUUUUUUUUUCGAAACUUUUUUUUGGUACUCCAGUAUUUUUGUCUGAAAAACACGAAUUUGAUAAUGAAAAUGUGAAAAAACCAUUAUUUAUUAAGAUAUUUCACUAAAUAGUUACAAAUUUCACCUUCUGUUCCGCCUGUCUUUUGGAUCGCAUUUAGAACAAUUUGACCUUCUUUUUUUCAUCAUUGGACAAUUUAUGUAUCACAAUGACACAUUUUUUCUAUUAUAUGAGUCAACUAGAAAUAUGAUUUUCUUGCGAUUUAUCCGUAUUUAGUGAAAAGAAGGAAGAAUAUCAUUUGAAAUAAUGGCGUGUGUAAUGUCAUUCAAGAGCAUCUGUUGACAUUUGACAUCUCGUAUUUGGAUUGACUAUUGAUUAAAUGGCCAUCAUCUGGUAUGAUUGUUCACUAAAUAUGAAAAACUCGCCAUAAAAAUUAUAUUUCGUGUUGAAUUUUCUAUAUAAAAAUGUGUCUUUGAAGUAUAUCAUGAGUAUACAGGGUGAUUCAGGUUUUAAGGCACAAACUGAAAUGGGAGAUAGAUCUCAUCAUUUUGAUCAAGAAAGUUUAUAUAAACAUUAGUCCGAUCUCGUUCAGUAACGGAGCUACAGGGGGUCAAAGUUUAAUAAUUUUUUUCUAUUAAUUGAAAUAUCUCGCUUACUUUUCAAGAUAUCAUUUUGAAAUUUGGUGUGGUCAAUACUUCCUAGAAGAUCAUCAUUUCAAGCAUUUUAAAGAUUUUCAAAAUCUACAGGGUGAUAGAGCCUUUUUUAUCCCCUUCAAACUUUUUCGUAGUACGCCUAUGGCAUCUUUCAGAACGUAUAUGCUUAUUUAUCACAAAAACGGUUCGUUUCUCGAAAAAAAUUGAAGAGCAAAAAAGCCUCUUAAUUGAACGAUCUACACAAUUUGAUCACUGAAAGAUCGGGCUAAUGUUUAUAUAAACUUUUUUGAUUAAAAGGAUGAGAUAUAUCUCCCAUUUCAGUUUGUGUCUUUAAACCUGAAUCACCCUGUAUAAAGUAGAAAGUAUCCAAUGACAAAAUAAGAAGAGCAAGUAGCUGUAAAUGCAUCCAAUACAGGGGGAAAAAAGGCGAAAUUUCGAACUUUUUCUUGAAAUAUCUCGAUAUAUAGAGGUUUGUUCACAUUUUCAUUAUCAAAUUCGUGUUUUCCAGACAAAAUUACGUGAAAGUACAAAAACAAAAAUUUCGAAAAAUUGUGCAGCAAGUUGUAUAACCUUGAAUAUUUUGAAGUUCGAGUUGUAUUUGAUGCGAUUAUUUCUUGAGUAGCUCUGAACGAACGUCAAAAUCUGACGACGCGGUUUGUUUGCAUGUAACAAUAUGAAUUGUUACUAUGGAAAUGGAAAUAAUUCGAAAUCUGAUUGGUGGAUUUACUCUAUGUAUCUGAAUUGAACGUUCUGAUUGGUUCAAAAUCAUAGGAAGAAGAUAAUCGUAAGAUUAUUUCGACAAUUGUUACAAGUUCAAUCGGUCCAUUGAGUCAUAAUUGCAACAGAAUUCUUGUAAUGAGCUCACUUAACAGGAUAAUCUUGCGAUCAAAUUUCCAUUCAGAUUGUGAAAAUAUUUUGCAUUGACUGUUCGGAAGCAGAUAACGUCGUAUUUUUCUGGUGAAUCAGGGUGCAUUGCGUAUAUUGUACGACGUGUUUUUAUUGUUUAUAGUUGUGCAAUGUAGGUGACUGUUUUGCCAGAAUGUAUAUGGGCAAUGUUGAUCUGGUGCAUUUUUUUUCAAUUUUUUGUUUAAAAAAUCAAAUGAACAGACAUAUCACGUAUCCAAAACUUGGAAUUGUACCUUCUUGAUACAAAUGUGAAUCAGCAGAAAUAUUUUUCAAUAGAAUAUGUUGAUAAAAUAUGCAGAAAAUGUUGAAAUAAAUUUAUUUAAAUAAAGAUUAAAGACGAA
Phaedon cochleariae (mustard beetle) is the source of this 4065-nucleotide messenger RNA. The record is from the annotation of a GenBank genome assembly. NCBI's taxonomy places the organism in Eukaryota, Metazoa, Arthropoda, Insecta, Coleoptera, Chrysomelidae.